CUGUCGAAUCACUCUGCUCCUGUAAUAAACUUUGGAAGGCACAAGUUACUCAACGUUGCUUCUACUUUAAGUUGAAGAAGUGUCGUAAAGGCGUCCGAUGAUCUGGAGCAACAAUUUCCCUCCCGAUAUGUUUCCAACACUGAGUGUCCUUUGCGCUCUUUUGAUACUGUGCUUCCCGUGUACAGAUUCAAAGAAUGACCGAAACCCUUGUCCCGCCACACCUAACUGCCAACAGAAUGGUGUUGUUGUUUGUGAGGGAUGUGGACUCCCAACAUCUUUGGCGUGUCUUUAUGGCAGUAAUGGAUGCGACCUCCAUAGUGGCCAGAGAACUGAUUGUUUGAAUGGGGGCACAAAACAGACCUGUGCGUGCAAACCAGGCUAUAUGGGAGACAUCUGUCAACAUGACAUCCGCACAUGUCAUGACAUCUACAAUGUUGCACCGGGCACAGCUAGCGGCGAGUAUACUCUCAGGACUAACAAUGGCAGUACCAUCAGAGUUUGGUGCCGCUUCAGCAGCAGUGACAUUAUCACCUACUUUUCCAAAUCCGCUGCAGCCACAUUGACAACAGAGGAUUUAAGUCUCCACUUAAACACUAAGUCCAAAGUCAGCUUUGUUGCAAAGUGGAGCAACACGACACAAUCCGAAUCCACAAUCUCUCAGCUUGAUAGGUUUUUAUUCCUACCUCUUGGCAUCAUGGUCAAUGAAUAUACACUCUACACAAGCCCACACAACCCGAAUCUAGGUCCCUAUCUAUACCUGGGUUUUCAUCCCAAAGUCCUCCUUUCGAAAGGUUUCGUGCAUGGAUACAACGCAAAUGGAGUUGACCAGUCAUUCAGUAAUUGUGACGGAAACCCCAAUGCCUAUUUCACCUUCUAUACGAAUCCCAAUCAGCGUUCGCCUUCAAGGACAGGAUGGGUGAACCCUCAUCAUCCUUUGACGGAUCAGUGGAAUUCGGGUGCCAAAAUGUUAAGUACAACUGACCAUCUCAACGACGACUACUUCUACGACACGGAACUACACUUCGGGGGAUGUGGUACUUACGCCAUCUCUCCUAGUAAUCCAAGUCUCGGCGGUAUAGGUCUCGGGGUCGUAUAUGUUCACGGCUAAACACAAAGGCCCUACCCUUGGACUUUGGAAUUUAACGUUGUUGUCAAAUGCCUGCAACAACAGCAAGAAGGAGCGCCAUAGACCACGUGAUGAUUAUGCCUGUACACCUAUAACGUUAAUAAAUAGUAUGAAUUCAAA
Haliotis rufescens (red abalone) is the source of this 1246-nucleotide messenger RNA. RefSeq lists its product as uncharacterized. NCBI's taxonomy places the organism in Eukaryota, Metazoa, Mollusca, Gastropoda, Lepetellida, Haliotidae. The transcript has 5 exons. Bases 98 to 1108 code for a protein of 336 amino acids. The record is from RefSeq and is a predicted model, not a curated record.